Acytostelium subglobosum LB1 is the source of this 1989-nucleotide messenger RNA. RefSeq lists its product as hypothetical. Gene Ontology annotation, cellular component: plasma membrane; cytoplasm; Golgi apparatus. The transcript has 8 exons. The annotation marks the transcript as partial. Gene Ontology annotation, molecular function: inositol hexakisphosphate binding. Gene Ontology annotation, biological process: phosphate ion transport; cellular response to phosphate starvation. The record is from RefSeq and is a predicted model, not a curated record. NCBI's taxonomy places the organism in Eukaryota, Evosea, Eumycetozoa, Acytosteliales, Acytosteliaceae.
CAACACAUUCAAACAUUGGAUGGAAGAAUGAAGUUUAGAAAGUGUCUAAAGAAGAAUAUUGUAGGACACUGGCGAGACAAGUACAUUGACUAUGAGUACUUGAAAUCGUUGAUAAAUGAUCCGGCCAGACUACCUCCUCAACACCAGACUUCAUCAUCCUCUCUUCUGAGGAUGUCUGGUGGAUCAGUCUCAAAUGAAAACGUGUCAUCAACCCCAACUCCUGGCAAUUCCACAGACCAACUUUCAUUGGACAUUUCACCAGACUUUGGAGAUAAGUCUACAUCGAAUACAAGUUUCCUGGUCGAAUAUAUAAAGGAGGUGGACAAGAUUGAUAGUUUCUAUCACUCACGAUACAUCAAGUUCAUCAACAAGUGUGAUGAGUUGGAGAAGAUGGUCCAGUUUGUGGUGUCAAAUGUCCAGGUAAUCAACAAGAGAAACACAUAUUACAUCAAGAAUGGAUACAGAGACUUGUAUAGAAGUCUAUCACUACUUGAAUCAUUUGGAGAGAUCAAUAGGAGAGGCUUUGAGAAGCUCCUGAAGAAGUGUGACAAAGACAAUGAGGCGGUCUCUCAUCAAUGUAGAGAAUACUCCCAACACAAGUCCUUCUGGGAGGGGAAGGAGGCUUCAUUCCAGCUGCAUCAGAUCAGAUUGGUCUACGCAAGGUACUUCACAGGUAAUGACUUUAAGUUGGCCAAGGAGUCAUUACGUACACAACAACCAGGAGAGAAUACGAGGAGCCUCUUCCUGGUUGGUAUUCAGAUUGGACUCUGUCUGAUCUUGACAAUCAUCAACAUAUACAUCUAUAUGAUAUACUAUCCACGAGCCAAUCCACCACACGAUGCACCAAUGGCAUGGUUAUUGUUCCGAAUCUCCCUGUUGCCCAUACUCCUUGGACUUCUGUUCGCCAUGCAGACAUUCAUAUGGGAUCGCACUGGCAUCAACUAUGUCUUCAUAUUCGAUUUGAAGCCAGAGUAUUCCAGGUCCACAAUCAAAUACCUCCAGUAUGGCCUUUUCUUCAUUAUGUUUUGGCUAAUCAGCUUCUUCUUGUAUAUUGAGAGCUCAUCAAAUCGAUCAAUGCUUAGGUAUGUAAUAAUGUUCCCAUUAAUAUUCAUUGGACUAUCACUGCUUGUAACAAUCAAUCCAUUCCCGAUAAUGGCACAUAAGACCAGGUUCUGGGUACUUACUAGGAUAUCCAGGGUAGUCCGUGCACCAUUUGUACAAGUCACAUUCUCCGAUUUCUUCAUGUCCGUUCAAUUAUUGACAUUGUCAGAGUUCUUCUUCAAUAUCCAAUCAAUGAUAUGUGUAUUCAACCAUGCCGAGUUAUAUCAAGAUGAGUUAUCAUUCUGUAAUGAGACUAUCAAUCUUGCUUUCCCUCUACUCAAUGGAUUGCCAUAUUACUUCCGAGUGAUGCAGUGUGUUCGUCGCUAUUAUGAGACCCGACAGUUCUUCCCUCAUAUGACCAGUGCCAUCCGUUCAAUCAUCUCCAUAAUCAUACUUGUCCUAUCAUAUUUAACGUUGAUCACAACAUGUAGAGAAUGGAGUCCACUUAUGAUCACAUGGUUCUUGGUCAACAGUAUUGGAAGUAUGUACAAAUGGUAUGCGGAUGUGGCCGUCGACUGGGGCUUCUUCCUGGACUACUCCAAGAACAAAGCCUUCCCUCUGAGAGAGAAACUGUAUUUUAAGAGGAAAUGGAUAUAUUAUAUUGCCAUUGUUACAGACCUGAUGUUCAGGUAUAUGUGGCUAUUGGUAUUCUUAAUAAGGAAGAACACCCAGCAUAGAUUGGAUCAUCCUUUAUUCCUUUUCUUCUAUUCCAUGGGCGAGUUGGUGUGGUCGGCUCAGUUCAUCUUCUUCCGUGUGGAAGCAGAGCACUGUCAAACCGCCGACAAGUAUAGUCUAUUCGUAGACAUACCAGCACCAUUCAGCGACGAGUACAACCAAUACCUCUUGAGUAAACAGGUUUUGGAUACAAAAGAAAGUACGCUGCCCGAU